AUGGCCACCGCGGCAGGCCGGGUGGAAUUUAUCCAACUGGACGUGACCGACGAGAAAAGCAUCAAAGACGCCGCAGCAACAGUAGAGGACAAGUUGAAGGGAGGUGGGCUCGACGUUUUGAUCAAUAACGCAGGCAUGAAAGACUGGACCCCAGCGGGACUAGAAGGGAUGGAAAAUUUGACUGAGCUGUUCAAUACGAAUGUUGCUGCUACUCACCUAGUCACGCGAGCUUUCCUUCCCCUUCUUCGUCGUAGCGAUAAAAAAGUGGUGAUUAAUCUCUCAUCAACAUUGGCUUCAAUCACCAAGGCAGAAGAUUAUCGCCUAGUACCUUCUCCUGCCUAUAAAAUAACGAAGGCCGCAUUAAAUAUGUUGACAGUGCAGUAUGCCCAACAGUACCGGAACGACGGCUUCACGUUCAUGGCUGUCAACCCUGGUUGGCUGCGAACCGAUAUGGGUGGUUCCGACGCAGAUCUCCCAGUGGAGACCGGUGCUGGCAGGGUGAUUGACAUCGCACAGAAUGCUUGUCCAGAGCAAAAUGGAAAGUUUUAUAAUAUCUAUCUUCCAGACUGGGAAGAUAUAGAGGGGUUCUAUCAAUACGACGGCAAGGAGAUCUGUUGGUGAUAGCAGCAGUUGUUUUACAGUCGCGACUGUUAUUGCCAUCCAUCUCAGACAACCGUAGAGAUGCUCUUUCAACCCUAAUCACAUUUGAUCGCACAACAGAAUUCACUGAAAGCCCUCUGACAUGGAACGCACCUGAUAUAG
Penicillium riverlandense is the source of this 762-nucleotide messenger RNA. RefSeq lists its product as uncharacterized. The transcript is spliced from 4 exons. Bases 1 to 621 code for a protein of 206 amino acids. NCBI's taxonomy places the organism in Eukaryota, Fungi, Ascomycota, Eurotiomycetes, Eurotiales, Aspergillaceae. The record is from RefSeq and is a predicted model, not a curated record.